Messenger RNA from Molossus molossus (Pallas's mastiff bat), 4030 nucleotides. RefSeq names its product zinc finger protein 304 (gene ZNF304). Bases 171 to 2153 code for a protein of 660 amino acids. Gene Ontology annotation, biological process: negative regulation of transcription by RNA polymerase II. The record is from RefSeq and is a predicted model, not a curated record. Gene Ontology annotation, molecular function: DNA-binding transcription repressor activity, RNA polymerase II-specific. The transcript is spliced from 3 exons. NCBI's taxonomy places the organism in Eukaryota, Metazoa, Chordata, Mammalia, Chiroptera, Molossidae.
UGCGCUCUUCCCGAGGCCUUGGCGCCCGCGCCCUGUCCUCGUCGGCCCCCGGAGGCGGCUCCCUGAGCCUUGUGCGCGUUCCUCCCAGUGGGGACGGGCUCGCCCGAGGUCACCCGACCCAGUGCAGGUGUAGGUUUCAGCUGAGCUCCCGGGUCUGCUCUCGGGAUCCGAUGGCGGCCGCGGCGCUGAUGGGCCAGGCGGCGGGCUGUGUGACCUUCGAGGACGUGUUCGUGUACUUCUCCCGGGAGGAAUGGGGGCUCCUGGAUGAAGCUCAGAGACACCUGUACCGUGACGUGAUGCUGGAGAACUUUGCACUUGUGUCCUCACUGGAUUGCUGGCGUGAUGCCAACCAUGAGGUGGCCCCGUCUGAGCAGAGCACUUCUGCAGAAGUGUCACAGGUCGGGACUUCUGAGACAGGUCCAUUUAUCCAGAAAGCCCACCCGUGUGAGGUGUGUGACGCACUCCUGAAAGAAGUUUUGCCCCUGGCUGAACAUGAGAGAUCAUACCCCACGCAGAAACCUUACACAUGUGGCCCAUGUGAGAGAGGAUUCUUGUGCAGUGCAAACUGUGUCCAGGACCAGAAGCAAAACGAUGGAGAGAACCCUGUCAGUGGGGACGAUGGUGGGGCCUCAUUUGUGAAGAGCUGUGCUGUCCACACGUUAGGGACACCCUUUCCUUGCAGGGAGGAUGGCAUGAACAUGCUGGACAGCUCUGGCCUCUUCCAGCACCAGACUGCUCACUUCGGGUUGAGUCCAUGCAAAAGGACUGUGCUCACGGAGUGUUUCCCACACAGCUCCAGCCCUGAGCAACAGCAGGGGCACCGUGGUGUUCUGAUGCUUUUCAACUGCAGUGAUGAUGGGAAAGCCUUCCUGAACACCUUUACUCUGCUUGACAAACAGAUCACUCAUGCCGGAGUGAGACCCAUUAGAUGUCUACCACGUGGAAAUAUGUCCAAGGAGAAAUCGGGUCUUACUCCCCACAGAAAAAUUCACAGUGGAGAAACAACACAUGUGUGUAAGGAGUGUGGGAAGGCCUUCAUUCACCUAUCUCACUUAAAAAUGCACCAGAAAUUUCACACCGGAAAAAGGCAUUAUACAUGCAGUGAAUGUGGCAAGGCCUUCAGCCGCAAGGACACACUUGUUCAGCACCGGAGAGUCCACACUGGGGAAAGGUCUUAUGACUGCAGCGAGUGUGGGAAAGCCUACAGCAGGAGCUCCCACCUUGUCCAGCACCUGAGAAUCCACACCGGAGAGAGGCCUUACAAGUGUGGUGAAUGUGGAAAAGCCUUUAGCCGCAAAGACACACUUGUCCAGCACCAGAGAUUUCACACUGGAGAGAGGCCUUACGAGUGCAGCGAGUGCGGGAAGUUCUUCAGCCAGAGCUCCCACCUUAUUGAACACUGGAGGAUUCACACAGGCGCGAGGCCCUACGAAUGCAUCGAAUGUGGGAAAUUCUUUAGCCACAACUCCAGCCUCAUUAAACAUCGGAGAGUCCACACAGGAGCCAGGUCUUACGUGUGCAGCAAGUGUGGGAAAGCUUUCAGCUGCAAAGACACACUUGUCCAGCACCAGAUCAUCCACACUGGAGCGAGGCCCUAUGAGUGCAGCGAAUGUGGGAAGGCCUUCAGCCGCAAAGACACGCUCGUGCAGCACCAGAAAAUCCACACUGGGGAGAGGCCUUACGAGUGUAGUGAGUGUGGGAAAUUCUUUAGCCACAGCUCCAACCUUAUUGUGCACCAGAGAAUCCAUACUGGAGCAAAGCCUUAUGAGUGCAGCGAAUGUGGGAAAUGCUUCAGCCACAACUCCAGCCUCAUCCUACACCAGAGAGUUCACACCGGAGCAAGGCCCUACGUGUGCAGCGAGUGUGGGAAAGCCUAUAUUAGCAGCUCCCACCUUGUUCAACACAAGAAAGUGCACACAGGUGCCAGGCCUUAUGAGUGCAGUGAAUGUGGAAAAUUCUUUAGUCGCAACUCUAGCCUCAUCCUACACCAGAGGGUUCACACUGGAGAAAAGCCUUAUGUGUGCGGCGAGUGUGGGAAAGCCUAUAGCAGGAGCUCCCAUCUGGUUCGGCACCAGAAAGUUCACAGUGGAGAAAGGCCUCGUGAUCGCAGCAGUUUUGGUGGCCCUUUGGCUGCAUCUCUUAAACUCAUUUAGCACCAGAAAGUUCACACUAGAAAAAGGCCUUAUGGAUGAAGAAAAUGUGCUGUCUCCUUGUUCAACCUCAGGACACACAGCAGAGGAGCGCUCUGAGUACCUGUGGUACUGAGGGAGCCACCAGGUGACCUUUGUGCACCCAGCCUGGGGACAUUCUCACUAAGUGCCAUGGAGGUGGGCAGACUUCAUGUUCAUGUGGUGUGUUGCACUUUCUGAGCUGCCCAGGGCUCUUGACAGUUACAUCAAUGCCAGCACCUGUGCAGAAGCCACCUCUGCUCCAGCUGUCUUGGGGUCCCACAGCAUGUCAGUCAAUCCAGUAUGCUUAGGGAAUGUAGACCCCUGAGCGUGGUCUCUUAUUCUCUGGAGGCAAUCAUGACCGUUCUGAGCUCACUGAAGGUUCUCACUUCCCUAUCCUCCACCCCGAUGACUGGGUUCUGAGUGGACAUGGUCUAGCUCUGGCCACAGGGAUCUGAGCAGCAGGCUGCUGGGGAUUUCCAGACAAGACUUCUCUUCUUCGCGCAAUAGUGACUGUAAACAUAAGAGGCAUGUGUCAUUGGUCCUGCUUCCAAAUCAUCCACCAUUGGGGCUGCCUGCCCGUGCUGCUCUGGUCUGUGUGGUGAUGCAGGUCUGCUGUGGCCGUCUUGAUUCUUGGGGGGGUGUCUGUUCCUUGUGUGACAUGGAUUAAGAAAAAACUGGGUUCUGGGUUCUGCCAAUGAAGGGAAGAAUACCUCUUGUUGGCACUAACUUUAUGUGCCUGAGAAAGGACAGCAGGAUGGCAGAGGACAGACCUGUCUAGUCUGGCACAGUGUGUGCAUUGUUCUCCAAAGCUUGUUGGAAAAGACUGGAGAACUGUGUGUGCCUAACCCUGAGACCUGGACGUCCAGAUUUCCUCUGAGCCCGAGUUCAUUCUGAGAAGCACAGAGUUGGUAUGAAAACCUGCAGUGCUUCUGGAAGCACCAUGAAUUGGGUCCCUUUUUCUGAAGAAAUGUCCCAUACUCCCUAGCACUUUUGAGGGAUUUCUGUCUCCUGGACCUGUACAGAGUCCCAUAGGCAGGUAUCAUUGACUGGAAGGCCUACAGGGUAAGGUGUGAAUCAUAAUUUGUGUAGAAAUACUUAAGACAAUUGAGCAAGGUUUACUGGCAAAUGAGAGGAUGUGUGUUCUAAAGGGACCAUCUACAAACGUCUGUGUGGGAUGAGACGGUAUAGAAAAUCUCAGGACCUUCAGGCAUCUGUAUCUCCUGUGGCCAAGGCCACUGUUGAGUAAGUACUCUGAAGUUAGUUUGUGGAUUCCUUACCUCCCUGGGCUGUGGAUGGUAUGGCCAUUGCUGCACCAGCAUUGGCAAAGUAUGUUUAGUUUAGUAAGAAGCUCCAGGGAUAGGGCUUCUUUGACCCUCCAGUAUUCCUCGUGUAUGAGAUGGAAAUGGACUUCAUUGCUCUCUUCAGGAUUCACCCUCCUAAAUUGUGGGGCGAGGGAUAUGGUAGAACCAAAAUAGUUGGCAAAUGUGACCUUCCAAGAGGGAAGGUAAAUAUGUUUUUUAUGGAUGUAUGAUUGACAUAAAAUAAACUGCACAUAUGAAAAGUGUAAAAUGAUUCAGCAUGUGUAUAUACCUGAGAAGCCAUCAACGGAAUGAAGACAGUGAACGUGUCCAACAGUGACAUAAGGGACUCCUCUCCUCUCAGUCCUUUCUAAACCCCUUCCCACAAUUCACAAGCAUUUUCUAGAAUUUUGUGUGAUAUAUUUUCUGGAGAGUGGGGACCUUGGCUUUUUUCAUUAACCAUGACUAUUUUGAGAUUAAUCCAUCUUAUUACAUAUAUCAAUAGUUUGUUCAUUUGUAUUGUCGGGUGUUAUUCCAUCGUAUGGAUAUACCACCAUUGUU